Closterium sp. Naga37s-1 is the source of this 1128-nucleotide messenger RNA. NCBI's taxonomy places the organism in Eukaryota, Viridiplantae, Streptophyta, Zygnematophyceae, Desmidiales, Closteriaceae. The record is from the annotation of a GenBank genome assembly.
AUGCUCGGCCGUUUCUUGGAGGUGAAGAGGGCGCUGCGGGCGAUGGUGAUUAGUGAAGAAUGGGAGGAGGUGGCGGUGGCACGGACGGAGGAGGGGCGUGCGGUCCGCACGCUCCUACUGGACGACUUCUUCUGGGACUUAUUAAUGGCAGUCCAUCGCCUCAUGACUCCGGUGUAUGGGGUGCUUCGGGUGGUUGACAAGAGGUCUCUCAUCAUGGGGGAGAUAUACGGCCGCAUGAUAGACGCCACAAUCCAAACGAGCGAGGCGGCUGAGGCGGCUGCUGAACUCUUCGUCAAGUGCGCCACACUGCUGGCGGCCAAAGACAAGGCCGCCUUUCUGACCUCCAUCAAGGCAAUUGUGGCCAAACUAAGGGACGGCCAGCUUCACAAUGCCUUGCAUGCGUUGGGCUGGCUCCUCAACCCCCGCAACCAAUACGUGGGGGCGGUGAGGAACGACCGUGAGAUCAGGAAAGGGGCGGAUGAGGUCAUCCAGGCCCGGGUGACCUCAUCCGAGGUGGAGAGGUACUGGUCCGCGCUUGCAAGUGUGCAGAGGCGGGACCGGAACCGCCUGGCCGCCACCAAGAUGACCGACGUCACCUACGUCGCCUUCACGAGGAGGGCUCGUGACGCCUUUGAUCGGAGGCAGGGUGUGCGUGAGAAGCUGUAUCUUGACCUGAGCAACGGCACCCUCAAGCAGGGCAGCACCAUCGCCCCGGUCUCAGCUGAAGAGGAAGAAGGGGGGGCUGGAUUAGUGGAGGAGGAGGAGGGGUCUACUACCAUCAACUGGGAUGAGUUCGGGAGCAUUGGCAAGAAGAAGAGGAAGAUGAAGGUGGGAGAGUCCUCCAAGAGGAAGAGGAAGGGGAAGGGGAAGGGUAACGUUCCAUGCAAGGGAAAGGGGAAGGGAGCAGUAGUGGAGGAAGAGGAGGAGGAGGAGGCGGCAGACAGCAGUGGGGGGGAGGAGGUGGAGACGGGCAAGAAGACCCGUGAUGGCAGCGAUCCUUGGGAUCUCAUCGAUGGUUCUAGUGGGGAGGAGGAGGAGGAGGAGGAGGAGGAGGAGGAGGAGGAGGAGGAGGAGGAGGAGGAGGAGGAGGAGGAGGAGGAGGAGGAGGAGGAGGAUCAGCAGGGUUGA